Leptopilina heterotoma is the source of this 927-nucleotide messenger RNA. RefSeq names its product probable serine/threonine-protein kinase nek1. Lineage: Eukaryota; Metazoa; Arthropoda; Insecta; Hymenoptera; Figitidae. Bases 1 to 927 code for a protein of 308 amino acids. The record is from RefSeq and is a predicted model, not a curated record. The transcript has a single exon.
AUGACGAGUCCAACGAGCGACGAGUUCGUGACUGAUGAUGAUUCCGAUCGAGAGGGGGGGGACGGCGUUGCCCUCGGUUCGAGACGGAACAAUCGGUUCAGACCAUUACUGAAAUUACCCGGGUUUUAUCACAAGGAGCCGAGCGUGUGGUUCGCACAAGUCGAACUUUUAUUUAAUUAUGCGAGAGUAAAUUCGGAGAGAGCUAAAGCAGGCGCGGUGUUGGCCGUGUUAGAUUUCGAAACCGUGAUGACACUUAGCGACUUAAUCACCCUCGAAACACCUCCAGCCGAUAUCUACAAACAAAUCAAAAUCAGGUUAAUUUCUAAUUUUUCCGUUUCCUCAGAAGCGCGAUUACGUCAAUUAUUAAAAGGAGAAUUAUCGGAAGAAGGAAAACCAUCGUUGAUUUUGAAUCGCAUUAGAGCUCUAAGUCAAGGUAAAUGUAGUGACGAAAUAAUUAAAACCGUGUUCGUGGAUCAUUUACCCGCAAAUUGUCGCGCAGCUCUCGCUUUAAUGGAAACAACAGAUAUUGAUAAAUUGGCCGAACUUGCUGACCGCUUCGUGGAAGCUUCGGGCCCAAACUGCACUCAGCAAGUAGCCACGGUUUCAUCAGAAAACGUUCAGGAAAAAAUGAUGAAAUUAAUCGAAGAUUUGUCCGCCAGGGUUAACGCGAUCUCAGAUUCGAAUAGAUUUCGUUCUCCUCAGCGCUCGUCUAAUUAUAAGAAUCAAUAUAGAAGUAAAUCUGCAAAUAAUAGAAAACCCAAGAAUAAUAAUUUUAAUCGAAACAUGAACGGUAAAGGUCAAAACAAUUCGAACAAUAAUGAUAAUAGGAAUAGUUCUUUAUGUUUCUACCACGCUAAAUUCGGGGAUAAGGCACUUAAGUGUGUUCCUCCUUGUAUUAGAAAUUCUGGUACCUCCUCGGGAAACUAA